This is a messenger RNA of Paralichthys olivaceus (Japanese flounder), 1748 nucleotides long. RefSeq names its product transcription factor Sox-8-like. The record is from RefSeq and is a predicted model, not a curated record. NCBI's taxonomy places the organism in Eukaryota, Metazoa, Chordata, Actinopteri, Pleuronectiformes, Paralichthyidae. Gene Ontology annotation, cellular component: nucleus. Gene Ontology annotation, molecular function: DNA-binding transcription factor activity, RNA polymerase II-specific; RNA polymerase II cis-regulatory region sequence-specific DNA binding. Gene Ontology annotation, biological process: negative regulation of transcription by RNA polymerase II; neural crest cell development; morphogenesis of an epithelium.
UUCAAGACAAAAAACGAUUUUACUUUACGUGAGAAGGUGUUCCUACUGCGCGUCUUUACGCACGGAGAAGGCUGCGGGAACUUAAUUGACGAAUUCUUGUAGAUAAACUUUUUUGCUGGGCAAACAUGACAGAAGAGAACAAGUCUUUGGAGCAUUCAUUCAGCCCGGCGGACAGUGACAGCUCCACGACCCCGCAUGGUUCGGACUCUGAGUCUUUGGCUUCUUCUGCGGGGCAGGACAAGCGAGGGACUCCGUCAGGAAUUACGCACAAGCCGGAGAGCUGCAGCGGCAGCCGCGCGGAGGACGAGCGCUUCCCCGCAUGUAUUCGCGACGCGGUCUCGCAGGUGCUGAAAGGUUACGACUGGUCUCUGGUGCCGGUGCCCAGCCAAGCGGAGAGAGGGCUCAAGGGCAAACCUCACGUAAAACGGCCGAUGAACGCGUUCAUGGUUUGGGCGCAGGCGGCGCGGAGGAAGCUGGCGGAUCAGUAUCCUCACCUGCACAACGCGGAGCUCAGUAAGACGCUGGGUAAACUGUGGCGGCUUCUCUCCGAAAAGGAGAAGCGUCCUUUUAUCUUGGAGGCAGAGAGGCUCAGGCUGCAGCACAAGAAGGACUACCCGGACUACAAGUACCAGCCUCGCAGACGCAAAAGCACCAAGCCGGGUCUAGGGGACUGUAGAGUAGGUCUGCUCCUGCAGCAUCAGGAGCAGCAGGACGUGUUUAAGACAGAGCCGGGGGUGGCCAGACUGGAUGGGACAGGGGACACACAUCAUCAUUACCAUCUAGACAGGACAGGUCAGUCCCAUGGACCUCCAACUCCUCCCACUACCCCUAAAACAGACCUUCACAUGGGGAGCAAACACGACGCUCAUCGACUUGUGGAGGGCAGCGGCAGCUCUGCUCCUCCAUCCAGCCGUCAGAACAUUGACUUCAGCAAUGUGGACAUCUCAGAGCUCAGCACUGACGUCAUCAGCACCAUCGAAGGAUUUGACGUCCAUGAGUUUGACCAGUACUUGCCUCCUAACAGCCACGGCUCUAUUGUUCUACCAGGCAUGGACGCCAGCCAUUCACAUAACAACCCCCCGGGAGCGUUCAUCCUACCCAGCAUCCACUCUCACUCCCACAGCAGCCCCAUCUGGACUCCCAAAACUUCUCGUGGAACUUCCACUGGAAUACCACCAUCUUCUUCUAGCAGUGACACACAUGAGCCCCGUGAGGACGCUAACCACAAACCUCAGAUCAAAACAGAGCAGAUGAGCCCAGGUCACUACAGCAGCUCCUCCUCCUCCACUCCUCCGCCGCCACAACCGGAGUGCACCUCCCUCAGCUCAGGCGCCUGCCCUUCCUCCACCACCUCCACGUCUUCCGCCAGCCAGUUUGACUACACUGACCUUCAGAGCUCCAGUCUCUACAGCGCCUUCUCUGGGUACCCUGCCAAUCUGUAUCAGUACCCCUACUUCCACUCCUCCAGAAGUCCCUACGCCACACCGCUUAUCAACAGCCUGGCCUUGGCUCCAUCUCCGCACAGUCCUCCCUCUGGCUGGGAACAACCGAUCUACACAACACUUACCAGGCCUUGAAGACAAGGAUACAAUAAAAUAGGUCGUAUAGACAAAAAGUACACAGUGUGUUAACUGUGAAGGUGUUUUCAGAGAUUAGUUAACAUUUUGACCUCCUGAAGAGAUAUCUCAGAGGGCUUUCUAUUAGCUGAAUGGCUCAUUAAAUUAGAUUUUUUAAUUUUCUCGGGAAAA